Molecule: messenger RNA, 2439 nt
Organism: Tricharina praecox
Lineage: Eukaryota; Fungi; Ascomycota; Pezizomycetes; Pezizales; Pyronemataceae
Product: endo-1,3(4)-beta-glucanase
Exons: 7
Coding region: 1-2439 (812 amino acids)
Cellular component (GO): cell surface
Molecular function (GO): glucan endo-1,3-beta-D-glucosidase activity; endo-1,3(4)-beta-glucanase activity
Source: RefSeq, a predicted model, not a curated record
AUGAUGGGGAAAUAUUAUCCCAGUAUCAGCGGUCUUAUGUUGUCGCUACUGGUCACCAACGCACAGUUUGCCCUCGGUGGACCGCCUGUGGACGGAACCAUCGUCAACGAGUAUCCAAGGUUAAUCGACCUUAGCGAGUACGCAGCGGCGUACAACGUUAGCGAGUACCGACCGUAUUAUAAUUUUACCGGUUCAUUUCGAAACCGAACGUACAUCUACGAAACUAACAACGGAACUCACAACGGAAUGGCCGAUAUCUUUAGCCAGCCAAUCAGCCGAGCGCCCCCACUGGCCGUGUUCCCCAGAAACGGUACCCACCCGGUUUCCCGAGACAACGUCCUAGAUGAUCCGAGCCAUCCGGUCGGGACAAAUCUUUUCUACACCAACCUGUUGAUCGCGACGCAGCAUGAGCCGACGUGGACCCUCCCAUACUUUUUACGUUACGUGAAUGAGUACGGUUGGCUUGGAAUGAUAGUUUCGCAUCCCUCCGCUGAACAUGUAACCCUCGGCCCGAAUCCCAAUGCGGACCCUGUUCAGUAUUACAUCAACUCGCCCAGCCACCGGUACUUCGUCUUCGGGGCCAAGGAGUUCAAGAACGGAACCGCGUCCAUCACUGCCGAUUCGACUGAAAAGCUAAGUGUCAACCUCAACAUCCACGAGGACAGAGCCAAGUACGGCAACGAAUCCCACAAGAUCACCUUCCCUCUGGUCCAGGGAAUGGGACUCGUCACCGCUCGGUACGACAACUUGGUGCCGACCGUCAGGUCCGCAGUUAUCUUUAGGGAGGUCACCGAAUACGCCGAGACCCCACGUCCUGGCAUGCAAAAGUUCAGGAUCGCGAUGGAAGGCUUCACCGAGUGGUUCCUCUAUGCAUGGGCCGAUCCGGGCUCUCCUAAGCUCACCAUAGUUCCCAAGUCCGCUGGAGGUAUAUACCUCACCGCCCCGGGACCGUAUAGCGGCUACAUGCAGGUAGCCAAGGUCCCGACCGAUUCGAAGGACAUUUUCUCGGUCAUCCCAAAGAUCGAGGAGGAUCUGAUCGAUUCUGCUGCUGGUGCUUUCCCGGUAGCCGCCAGGCUCAGCGGCUCGGUCAAUGGGACCGUCGGGUCCUAUGGCUUCACCUGGGCCAAACAAGGCACCAACAAAGCCGGUAAGCUGUUGAUGUUCGCCUUGAAGCAUCAUAUGGAUUCGUUCGAUAAUGCCACGCGUGCUGGAGCAACCGCAUUGAAGAUUCGCUCCCCGACAAAGGGAAUGAUGACUGGCAUCUUUGGAAACUCCUGGAACCUUGUAGAAAGAGACCUUCCGGUCGACCUCAAAUGGCUCCCCAAUCGAGAUACCAUGCCUCCCGUUGUGAGUCAAGCAGUCGCACAAGCCGCUUCCAAGGAGCUGCAAGCGAACAUGUCUGCCGCCACCGACCUUGACUCGAUGUACUUUGCUGGUAAAAGUAUUGGAAAGUUCUCACAGAUCGUUAUGCUUGCGGCCAUGGUGGGGACGAUGCCCGAACUCGCGGCCCAAGGAAUCAGAGACAUCAAGGAGGCCGUCUCUAGGUUCACUCAAAACAAACAGAAGCAUCCGCUCGUCUACGACACCAAGUGGAAGGGUCUCAUUUCGUCGUCGAUUUGGGCGACUGGCGAUCCUGGCGUGGACUUUGGCAACUCUCACUACAACGAUCACCAAUUCCAUUACGGAUAUUUCAUCCUUGGCGCUGCUUGCAUCGUCAGAGCCGAAAACAUCAUGUACGGUCGCUCGCAGUUCCUCGAGCAGAACAGAGACUGGGUGAACAGCCUUGUCAGAGACGUCGCUAAUCCUAGCGCUCUGGACCCCUAUUUUCCUGUGUCCCGAGCUUUUGAUUGGUAUCACGGGCACUCGUGGGCGAAGGGCCUGUUUCCGAGCGGUGAUGGCAAAGACGAGGAGUCCUCGUCUGAGGACUACAACUUUGCCUGGGCCAUGAAGAUGUGGGGAAUGGUUAGCGGCGACGCCGCAAUGGAAGCCCGAGGGACAUUGAUGCUGGGUGUAAUGCACAGGUCGAUCAACGAGUACAUGUACAUCAUGCCAUCCAACACCACACACCCGGCAGCAUUCAUCGGGAACAGGGUCACGGGAAUUCUCUUUGAGAACAAGGUUGACUGCGUAACUUAUUUCGGCAUGAACCCGGAGUACAUCCACGGAAUCCACAUGCUUCCGUUCACCCCCGUUCUGCCGUACAUGCGGUCACCCGAAUAUGUCAAGCUCGAGUGGGACUCGUUCUUCUCCGACGGCCGUUACCUUAAGGCGGAUGGGGGAUGGAAGGCCGUUCUCAUGGCCAACUACGCUAUUGUCGACCCGCAGGCCGCCUGGGAUUACUUCACUACGCAUUAUUUCGGUCCCCCUGACUUGGACAACGGUGCAUCGUUGAGUUGGUAUCUGGCGGUUAUAGGAAAUAUGCUCUAUGCACAGGUCUAA